AUGGGAUUUAUUCUAGUUUAUGACGUUACAUGUGAAACGUCGUUUCUGAACGUCCGUGAUUGGCUUGCGCAGCUGAAAUGCCACGCAGCAGUGGACGAUCCGGAUAUAGUGCUUUGCGCGAACAAGGUAGACCUGGAGGACAUACGCAAGGUAUCGACUCAACGGGGUAUGGAGCUGGCUGCUCAAUUACAGGUUCCUUACUUUGAAACGAGUGCUGCUACUGGACAGAAUGUUAAGAAAGCUAUCGAAUUCUUGCUGGAACUUAUCAUGGAAAGAAGUAGUAGAGCCACUGAAGUAGAACUUGGUUGUGUCGAUGGUGUUGAGCUGAAUAGUCCUGGCCUUCGAAAGCGAUGUUAUUGCAUCUAA
Soboliphyme baturini is the source of this 366-nucleotide messenger RNA. The record is from the annotation of a GenBank genome assembly. Lineage: Eukaryota; Metazoa; Nematoda; Enoplea; Dioctophymatida; Soboliphymatidae.